This is a messenger RNA of Punctularia strigosozonata HHB-11173 SS5, 3143 nucleotides long. RefSeq lists its product as uncharacterized. The transcript is spliced from 2 exons. Lineage: Eukaryota; Fungi; Basidiomycota; Agaricomycetes; Corticiales; Punctulariaceae. The record is from RefSeq and is a predicted model, not a curated record. The coding region runs from base 77 to 2779 and encodes 900 amino acids.
ACGGCCUCUCCCGUCGGCGACGAUGGCGUCGGCACACGUUCCAUCCCACAGGAAUACGAUGUCGAUGUCGGGCAACAUGGGCUCACCGCAGCAGCCGACAACGAGACAGCAACGCCGUAUGACCGUGCCUGCCCCGCCGCCUCAAUCACUCGAUCUCCCUGAAGCUGUGUACGGACACCCUGGCCAUUCGUCCAACAACUCUCGGCCGCCCUCUCCCCUCCGGAACGGAGUCUCUGCCGACGAUCUGCGGAGACAACACGACGAGGACGAUGAGUCCGAAGACGGUUCUGAUCAGGACGAAGAUGACGACGUGCACCGACACUGGGGUCAACGUGCACAGUCGCCGACACCCUCGAUGUCGCAGCUCGCGGCGACCUUCGCGCAACGCCUCAACACCGCCGUCACGGGUCGCAUCAGCAGCCCAUCUCCCUCCCCCAUGGCCGCCCCAGGAUCCCCCUCACGCAAGCUCACGGAUGCAGAGCUCGAAGCGGAGGCAGAGCGCGAGCGCGACAGGAGUCGGCGGGAGGCCGAGCGCAUUAUGUUACUGGAGGCUGAAGAGCGCCGCCUCGUCGAGGAGCGCGUGCGCCAGAUGAUGGAGUCUGGUCGCCGCUCACCCAUCGCGAACGGCUCCAGCCUUCCGCCGCCACCGACGCGCUCGCAAUCAACGCCCAACCCCCCUUCGCCCGCCUCCUCGGACAAGGGCGUAGGUGGCUGGUGGAAUGCGGCGAAGCAGCGCCUCACUCCUACCAAGGAGCCUCUCACGCCGGCGCAGCAGAUCAUUCAAGAGACAAAGCAACGAGACAAGGAGCGGAAGAAAGCCGAGAAGGCAGAACGGAAGUCGAAGAGUAGGGAGCGCGGACGCAGCACCAGUCGGACACCCGACCCUGAAUGGCCCGCCAAACCUGAUACGAAACGGGAAGACCCUGCGUUCUUGCGACUCGCUGAAAGCGCGAGCCCUCCGAGCACGCCACCUCGCGGCCCUGGCAUUUCCGAAAGUCCCACCACCCGUUCUGCGCCUUCACGUGUCCCUGCUCCUCAAUUCAAUCCUCCUCCCGCAGUAUCUGACGCGCCCGUCUCUUCGUCCCUUACCCCUCCGCGCCCGCAGUUUUCCUCGCAAGCUCAGCCGCCUCAAUCAAACUCUCUGCCGCCGUCUCUCUUCGGCUCACCCUCACGCAACUCCGAAUCCUCGCCUCGUGCAGACAAGGAACAGCCACCCUUAUAUGCUCAAUUUGAUCAACGCGGGACGCUUGAUGUGCACGGCACACUGCUUGUCGUUGCCAAGCGCUUCGAGAAGUUGGAAAAAUGGACUGUAGGGCAUGUGCGAGCCCUCGAGGAGCGCAUGAGUGACGUCGAGAAGUGGCUAGUCGACAAGGAGAGGGAGAAGGAGGAAGCCGAAGCUCGUGAAUCGCAGCUCAAGGAACAGCAGUCUCGCGAGCAAGACGGUGCGAGCCGUGAGAACGAGCGCGACCAAGACAGUGUUACCAAUUCGUUCGCAUCCAACCCGUCCGGUUCGGGCAACGGCGAACGGAUUGAGUUCCUGGAACACGAGUUGGGCGACCUCCGGGACGAAAUGGCGGAGCUGCAGGGACGCAUUGGGGAAAUCGGACGGGAGAUGGCCCGCCUCGCGACACUCCCCGGCAAUCUCAGCAAUAUUUCUUCCCGCGACUCGAUUGAGCUUGGACGCGCUCCGUCCACCGCUUCAUCGCUCGCAGUGCGGUCCAUUGAUCCCAAGGCAGUCGCCACACCCGUUAGGCGGGUGAGCACCCCGAGUUCGUCGAAGUUUGGAGAUAGCACGAGCCCGCCUGCGAGGGCUCAUGGGGUCGUGCGUUCAGGAUCGCGGACUCGCUUGCCUUAUCCGACUGGCGACUAUGCCAGCCCGCCUGAGUCAGCGCUGGGCGGCGCAUUCUCCCCGCCCAGUUCGCCACCGCAAACGCAAUCGUAUGGAUCGACGAAUCGAAGCAACGUGUCCGGCUUGCCCUCGGUCACCAGCGACGCGUUUGGCAAGAGUCCGCUGUCUACAGGCCUACCACCGCCUAGUGCGCCUGCAUUGAGGUCUACGAGUACGAGCCCGAACGUGAGUCCGACGCCACGGAAGCGAUAUACGGUCGCAUUGGGCGGGCCACUGCGACCUCCUGAGGCAGAACGGGAACUGCCGGCCAAUCAAGCGCCGGUAGCCACGGCCUACUUUUCGUCCUCGCCUGCCGUAACUCCGACCGAGCUCGAUUAUACAAGCGCGAGCGAUGCCGAUGCAUCCGGCGACGACGAGUCUGUCUUCAAUCCUACGGGGGCAGGCAGGCACAAGAAGGCCCGAGAUGCCGAGCGAGCAGAAGAGGAGGACGAGUUCCAAGAGGAAACGAUCGGCAAAUCGCUGGGCAGGACGCUCCCCAUCCAGCUGAAACACAAAGCUUCCAACGGGAGCUUCGAACCUUCACCCUCGCCAUCGCCUUCGAGCAACCUUGCGCGCGGGAGGACGAAGCCACGCCCGCAGUCGAGCUACGCUGGUUUCUCCUACUCGUCCGUCUCGUCGCAGUCGACGACGUCGCUCAAUUCGACUGGCUCUGCAUCCGUCGCGCCGCUGAAGGUGCGCUUGCGGUCGCGCUCGACGGCGGGCUCGAGCGAUCCCAAGUUUGUGGAUCCUUACGAGGCAAGGAAGCAGGAAAAGGAGGGAAUGAAGGGCGUGAAAGAGGAGAAGGCGCCCAAGGUGGCGGCUGGCAAGCCGAGGCCACCCGUAGGGCAGCUGGUUGCUUUCUUCGACGGAGGCGAACGAAAAGAGGUUUGAUUGGCCUUCUGCUUGAGGACGUGCAGGCAAUAUAUAUUUCAUUCUUGCUGACCUUAUAAUCUGACAUUUUUGACCUGGGUGUAGGAGACGGCUUUUGCUUGUGCUUGUGUUAACGACGGUUCACGAUAUUCCCCAUGAUCUCCCACCAUCUUGCUUCGCGUACAUACCUUUCUUCGAAUGUGCAAGAGGCCCUGGCAUACGGUAUUUACGGAUUUUUGCAACGAUCAUAAUAGCGUUUUUGCAUUCAGCGCACGCGUAUGCGUACACUAUACAACGUGACAGAGCCAUUACUUAUAAAUUACCCUGGAUCAGCGUACAACAACCGGGAAGUCCUUCAAGAACCCGCAGCUCAAACGUCCGAGUC